Messenger RNA from Momordica charantia (bitter melon), 1573 nucleotides. RefSeq names its product oxophytodienoate-reductase 3 (gene OPR3). Gene Ontology annotation, cellular component: peroxisome. Gene Ontology annotation, biological process: oxylipin biosynthetic process; jasmonic acid biosynthetic process. Gene Ontology annotation, molecular function: FMN binding; 12-oxophytodienoate reductase activity. The record is from RefSeq and is a predicted model, not a curated record. Lineage: Eukaryota; Viridiplantae; Streptophyta; Magnoliopsida; Cucurbitales; Cucurbitaceae.
AAGCAUUUCAUUUUCAAUUAAAAUUCCUUGAUCAGAUUCUCUCCACUCAAAUUCGCCGGCUAUUUAAAAACAAAAAAGCUCUCGAAAACUUCACCAAACUCCGAUCAAUCCUUCGAAAUCAGAACUAAUGGCUGAAUCUCCGGCGGGAAAUGGAAGCGCGACGCUGUUCUCUCCGUACAGGAUGAGCAAGUUCAAUCUCUCUCACAGGGUGGUGCUUGCGCCGAUGACGAGGUGCAGAGCUUUGAACGGGAUUCCGGGGCCGGCGCUGGCCGAGUAUUACAGGCAGAGGUCGACCGACGGCGGAUUUCUGAUCAGCGAGGGCACUUCGAUAUCCGCCACGGCCGCCGGGUUCCCACAUGUUCCUGGAAUUUACACUGAAGGACAGGUGGAAGCAUGGAAGCCAGUGGUGGAUGCUGUUCAUGCCAAAGGCAGCAUUAUUUUCUGUCAACUCUGGCACGUCGGCCGUGCUUCACAUCAAGUUUAUCAACCUGGUGGGAUGUCUCCCAUCUCGUCUACAAGCAGGCCCAUAUCGAAGAGGUGGAGAAUUCUGCUUCCAGAUGGCUCCUAUGGCAUUUAUCCAAACUCACGAGCUUUAGGAACUUAUGAAAUCGAGGCGGUGGUCGAGCAUUAUCGGCAGGCUGCAUUGAAUGCCAUUCAAGCAGGCUUCGAUGGGAUUGAGAUCCAUUCAGCCCAUGGCUACCUCCUUGACCAAUUCUUGAAGGAUGGUAUAAAUGAUAGAACCGAUCAGUUUGGAGGAUCUCUCACAAACAGGUCUAGAUUCCUAUUGAAGGUAGUUCGAGCGGUGGUUUCUGCCAUCGGAGUGUAUAGAGUCGGUGUCAGAAUUUCCCCAGCGAUCGACCACCUCGACGCAAUGGACUCCAAUCCUCUCAAGCUAGGACUACACGUUGUAGAUCAACUCAACAAACUACAACAAGAAGUUGGUGCAAAGCUCAGUUAUCUCCACGUGACGCAACCGCGGUACACAGCCUACGGCCAAACCGAGUCUGGCAGGCCCGGGAGCGAAGAUGAGGAAGCUGAGUUUAUGAGGACACUGAGAAGAGCUUAUCAAGGAACAUUCAUUUGCAGCGGCGGGUUCACCCGGGAACUGGGAAUGCAGGCAGUCGAGAGCGGAGACGCCGACUUGGUGUCGUAUGGCAGGCUUUUCAUUGCCAACCCUGACUUAGCUUUGAGAUUUAAGGUGAAUGCACCAUUGAAUAAGUAUGUUAGGAAGACUUUCUAUACACAAGAUCCUGUUGUUGGCUACACAGACUACCCAUUUCUGAGCAGCUCAAGUGGUGGAGAAGGCCCUCUUUCUCGCCUUUAAUUGGAAGUCUUUUGAGCAGAAGAUUGCUCAAGUAAGUUCUUAUUUUUGCUCAUUUUUUAGUGAAGAAAGUAUCUUCAUGAUCCUCAAAAGUGUUUAGAGAGAAUUUGAUGCUAAGUUGGGUACUGCAUAAUUGCGUAUAUAGUUAUUUCAAUAGUAAUUGUAAGUGUUUAGAGAGAAUUUGAUGCCAAGGUGGGUAGUGCAUAAUUUUGUACACAGUUAUUUCAAUAGUAUUUUGGCCUUGUUUGAGAA